CGAACGAGCUGGAAGCCUCCUCGAUCGCCUCACUCCCCUCGCACGUGCCUCCGGACCAACCGCCGUGGUCCCCCACUCGCGGACACACUCUCUGGGCUCCUCCCACCUCCGCCUCUUCCGCCGCCGCGGGUGCCGGCGACGAUGCCGCGCAAGGCCUUCUCCAACUCAGAUGCGCGGGCCAAGUGGCGGAAGCAGAAGCGCGCCGCCAACCCCUCUCAGUCGAAGCAGCCGGGCGACCACUCCGACGACUCCGACUCCGCCGCGGCCGCGAACGGCGGUGGUGGCGACGACGACGUGCCGCGCUCCGCCUCCGCGAACGGGGGCGGAGGAACCCUAGCCGGCGGCGGCGGCGAUGAGGACCCGGUGCUUGACCUCCGCGAGACGGAGGUGCUCUCCUCCGCCGAUCCCGUCUCCGGCUUCCCCGCCGCCGUCCGCCGCGCUGUCGGCCGGCCCCAUCCCUCGGUGCUUGCUGUGGUCGCUGCGGAGCGCGCCGCGGCUGGUGCCAGCUGCGCUUCGGCUACCCCGGCCCUGGCGCCCGCGCUCGAGAACAUUUCGCACGGGCAGCUCCAGGUGCUCUCGGCCAUGCUGCCCGACCACCCGUCCCUGUCGAACGACCCUGACAAGCCGUCCACCUAUGUCUGCACCGCGCAUCCGCUCAUGGAGGGCCGUGGCGUGCCCAAGCAGUUCUACGGCAAAUUGCACAUCGUGCCCAGGCACUCAGAUUGGUUUUUGCCGACGACGGUGCACAGGUUGGAGCGGCAGGUGGUACCACAAUACUUCUUGGGAAAGUCCCAAGGGCACACACCAGAGAGGUACAUGAUGUUGAGGAAUAAGGUGAUUGCAAAGUAUUUGGAGCAAUCUGAGAAGCGACUUGUGUUUUCCAAGUGCCAGGGACUUGUCACAAGCACGGCUGAAUUGUAUGACCUGAGUAGGAUACUUAGGUUCUUGGAAAGUUGGGGGAUCAUUAAUUACCUUGCAGCCGGGUCUGUGCAUCGGGGCCUGAGGAUGGCAGCAUCGCUAAUCAAGGAGGAGACAACAGGGGAGCUGCAGCUGGUAUCUGCACCAAUGAAAUCAAUAGAUGGUUUGAUUUUGUUUGAUAGGCCAAAAUGCAGUAUCCGGGAAGAGGAUAUAGCUUCUGUGGUGUCAACUUUGUCUGUUCCAGUGGUGGAAAAUGGUGAUGCCGCUGCAGAUUUGGAUGAGAAGAUCUGGGAGCACUUAUCAGAGAGUUCUUGUAGUUUCUGCUCACAACCUUUGACCGACUUGCACUAUGAAUCACGAAAGGAGGCAGACAUUUCUCUUUGUUUGGAUUGCUUCCAUGAUGCAAGAUUUGUUACUGGGCACUCAAGUUUGGAUUUUGAGAGAGUGGAUGGGACGAAAGAUGGUUCAGAAACUGGCGGAGACAGAUGGACUGAUCAGGAAACGUUACUGUUGUUGGAGGGCAUAGAGAAGUUCAAUGAUAACUGGAAUCAUAUAGCGGAGCAUGUCGGAACAAAGUCAAAGGCACAAUGUAUUCACCAUUUCAUUCGUCUUCCAGUGGAAGAUGGUUGGUUAGAGAACAUCAAAGUGCCAGAAGCAUCCCUUCCGUCCAGAAUGCAAAGCAAUGGAAUUUUGCAUUCAGAUUCCAAUGGUGGUACUUCAGGUUGCAUUCCUCAUAGUAGGCAACCUGGAAACCAGAUUCCAUUCAUUAAUUCUUCUAAUCCGGUCAUGUCACUGGUUGCAUUUUUGGCCUCUGCUGUAGGGCCAAGAGUUGCAGCAUCCUGUGCAAGUGCAGCGUUAUCUGUUUUGACAAGAGAUGAUCCCAGGAUAUGUUCAGAAGGCAUUGAUGCUAUGAGUCAUGCUGCUCAUCCGAACUACGAACCCUCGUCAUCCAUCUCUCCUGAAGCUGUCAAAAAUGCUGCAAUAUGUGGAUUGUCAGCAGCAGCAAUGAAGAGUAAACUUUUUGCAGAUCAGGAGGAGCGUGAAAUUCAGAGAUUAGCUGCCACCAUCAUAAACCAUCAGUUAAAGAGAUUGGAGUUGAAGUUGAAGCAGUUUGCCGAGGUUGAGACCAUGCUCUUGAAGGAAAGCGAGCGGCUUGAGAGUACGAGGCAGCAGCUUGCAGCUCAGCGCGUCCGGAUGUUGUCAGCUCGGUUUGCUUCCACAGGACCCGGAGGCAGCAGCACUAUGGCUACAAAUCCAAUGAAUCAGGCCACCAGCCCUAGACCGCCAGUAAUGUCAGGCUCAAUGCCACAGGCCAGCAUGCCGGCGUUGUACACCAAUAACAUGCAAGGGCAUCCCCAGAUGGCUCUGCUGCAGCAGCGGCAACAGAUGCUCUCGUUUGGGCCUCGCUUGCCGCUCUCAGCAAUCCACCCUGGCUCAUCCUCGUCGGCACCCAACACCAUGUUCAACCCUGGGAUGCCCAACUCGGCAACUCCUAAUCACCAUCCAUUGUUGAGACCACCCUCAGGGAACAAUUCAAAUGUAGGUUAAUGAGAUUAGUUUUUUUUUCCCGGUCGUAGAGUCCUGGGUUGUAGUCCUGAUUUGUGAGCAUUGACCAUUGUAAUUCAUUUGCACAAUCACAUAUAAAUGUAGUUUUUACCAGCAA
Molecule: messenger RNA, 2581 nt
Organism: Phragmites australis (common reed)
Lineage: Eukaryota; Viridiplantae; Streptophyta; Magnoliopsida; Poales; Poaceae
Product: SWI/SNF complex subunit SWI3C homolog
Exons: 9
Coding region: 142-2466 (774 amino acids)
Molecular function (GO): protein binding
Source: RefSeq, a predicted model, not a curated record